Messenger RNA from Phalaenopsis equestris, 738 nucleotides. Its product is annotated as 40S ribosomal protein S10-1-like. NCBI's taxonomy places the organism in Eukaryota, Viridiplantae, Streptophyta, Magnoliopsida, Asparagales, Orchidaceae. Bases 152 to 691 code for a protein of 179 amino acids. The transcript has 5 exons. The record is from RefSeq and is a predicted model, not a curated record. Gene Ontology annotation, molecular function: RNA binding; structural constituent of ribosome. Gene Ontology annotation, cellular component: cytosolic small ribosomal subunit.
AAUUGUAAGCUCGCCCAUUUCCUUCAGUCCAAUUAUCUUUCAGAGGCGCUCAUGCGAAUUUAGAGGGGAAAUUAAUCUAGGGUUUUACGUCUCUGCGGCUCUCAACGCCCCCCCUGGAAGCUCCUCCUUUCAAUCUCUCGUCUCUGCAACCAUGAUCAUACCGAAGAAGAACCGCUAUGAAAUCAGCAAGUACCUCUUCCAAGAGGGAGUUUUAUACGCGAAGAAGGAUUACAACUUAGCAAAACACCCGGACAUCGACGUCCCCAAUCUACAGGUAAUCAAGCUGAUGCAGAGCUUUAAGUCGAAGGAGUAUGUGAGGGAAACAUUCGCUUGGAUGCAUUACUACUGGUAUCUUACCAACGACGGCAUCGAGUAUCUGAGGUCGUUUCUUAAUCUCCCAUCGGAGAUUGUUCCUGCGACUUUGAAGAAAUCGGCGAAGCCCCCAUCACGUCCUUUUGGAUCUGGACCUCCCGGUGAUCGGCCGAGGGGACCGCCUAGGUUUGAUGGGGAUAGGCCGAGGUUUGGUGAUAGGGAUGGAUAUCGUGGAGGGCCUCGUGGUGGUGAUGUUGGUGGUGGGGAUAAGGGCGGUGCUCCGCCGGAGUACCAGCCAUUUUUCAGGGGUGGAGGUGGCAGCAGGCCUGCGUUUGGCCGCGGCGGCGGCGGCGCACCCACUUCAUCUCCUCUCGAGUAGAAAGUUUUCUAUUUUGUUUUUGGAAGUUAUGAGAUCUUCUUUUUUUU